This is a messenger RNA of Colletotrichum navitas, 2029 nucleotides long. Its product is annotated as fungal-specific transcription factor domain-containing protein. Gene Ontology annotation, biological process: DNA-templated transcription; regulation of DNA-templated transcription. NCBI's taxonomy places the organism in Eukaryota, Fungi, Ascomycota, Sordariomycetes, Glomerellales, Glomerellaceae. Gene Ontology annotation, molecular function: zinc ion binding; DNA binding; DNA-binding transcription factor activity, RNA polymerase II-specific. Bases 116 to 1804 code for a protein of 562 amino acids. The record is from RefSeq and is a predicted model, not a curated record. The transcript has 4 exons.
AUCAUGGCUUGGGAACCAACAUCUUCACGAGAAGUGGUUAAGUGUCUCCUUGUCAGUCUAUUCUCUCUGCCUUUUGAAACUUUUGAGCCGUAAAACAAUUUUAGAAUAGCAAGUCAUGGAAUCUCAACCAGAUUUCCAGCAUCCGUCGAGUUUUAGAGAAGAAGGGCAGCAAGUAAUUACUCGUGCUUGCGACAGGUGUCGGAGAAGAAAGAUCCGUUGUGACCCUACUAUGGAAGGAUGCGUUCAGUGCACCAAGUAUCACUCAAGGUGCCACUUCACGCCAAUCACAACAAAGAAGAAUCCUCGCAGACCAGCUGGAUACAUCGCAAAACUCGAGGAAAGACUUUUCGAAGUGGAAGCAUUGCUGGGAAACAACUCUUUAAGUGAGACAACAACGCCUGGGAUCAGUUACAACCACAGCGGAACCGAACUGCUUACCCUUGAGGGUGAUAAAACUGGUCGUUUCAUUGGUAAACUAUUGUCGUACUCCGCUCCGGAGUUGCGAGCCUUCUCUCGGCCAGCCCAGCAGCAACUUCCUACAACAGCGUUUGCUCUGGAGCUGGUCAAUGAAACUUUCACCAAUUAUAACAGAUUCCUUCCACUUUUCGAUAAAGAUGACUUCUUGGGAAACUUUCAGCUCAAGUACUCGACCUCCAAUCCGGGAGAUGCUGAUUGGUGGGCAUGUCUCAAUGUCGUGCUGUCGAUAGCUCAUCGCCUCCGCGCCCUGCGUUCAUCGGACCCGGAGCGUGAGAACCACUUAGCGUCUGGAUACAUGCGAAACGCCUUAGGCGUUGUCGCCGAACUAAGCGUUUCUAACCGUAGUCUUUCUGCCGUUCAAGCUCUGGUAGGUAUGGCUUGCAUUCUUCAGGGAACACCAAAUCCACAGCCAGCCUCAGUGCUUGUAGCCGCCGCUUUACGACUAGCACAGGCUAUGGAUCUACAUAGAGAUUGUUCAAGCAUGGGCCUCACGCAGUCCGAAGCUGAGCAGCGGAGGCGGGUAUUUUGGAAAAUCUAUAUUCUAGACAAGGACAUCAGUCUACGGACGUGCUGCCCAUUCAAUCAAGAUGAUGAUGAGAUGGAUAUCAGACUACCAUCAAAUACGAACCUUGCGUCAGGUUACGAGGACCUUUUCAACCAUCGCAUCGGGCUUGCGGUUAUUCAGGGACAGGUCUACAAACAGUUGUACUCUGUCCACGCUGGACGACAAACGGAGACGCAAAGAGCAAUUGCGGCACAAGCAUUGAGUUCGUUGUUAUCGCGCUGGAAUGCCAGUGCUCAGCUGGAUUCGCCAGACGACCCCACAUCGUUGCCAGGAUGCCGAAUAACAGGCUAUAUGAUACACAAAGUGGUUUUACGGCUCACAUACAUUCAUUGUUUGGCAAUGGUUGAUCGUCACUUGGUUCCGAUGGUACAACCUCGCUUCAACCAAGAGGUUGGUCGGCCUCAGGUGUCAUUACACCCAGGUACUCUAUGUCUUGUCGAGUCACGCAGAGCAAUCCGUCUUGUUGCAGCUAUCCCUCCAGGAGACCGCGCUUGUGUCUGGAUGCUACUCCACGCUUUCUUUGCUGCAACCCGCAGCAUACUCUAUAAUCUAACACAAAACCCGAUGUCUCCAAACGCUCUCUCAGACCUGCAUCUUGUGGAGCCAUUCUUGCGUCUGCUGGAUACGCUACUGAAGGAUCCAAGAGGAGGCUCACAAUCAGAGGAGCUCGGGCGAAUACACACCAUGUGUAACAACUUGAAUGACGAAGCAAAAAAGGCUGUCCAGAUUUUCGGUUCCAGGUAUACAGCGUCCCUAACAUGAUGAUUUGAGGUUGGCAGUUAUUGGGUUAAAUUGGAUGAUAUUUCUUGCUCGCAGGGAUUGGGUGGUGCUGCUGGACAGGUUUAGGUUUUGUCACGAUGCACUUAUUCCGUCAUGGAAUGUCAUAAGAAGACGGCUUGACUAUCUACGUUCUAGACUGCCUGUUGAGGCGCGUAGAUAUACGUGUCGGUAAAGUGGAUCCGGAUUAAUAGAUGUUCCGGCACCGGU